Molecule: messenger RNA, 552 nt
Organism: Lactuca sativa (garden lettuce)
Lineage: Eukaryota; Viridiplantae; Streptophyta; Magnoliopsida; Asterales; Asteraceae
Source: RefSeq, a predicted model, not a curated record
AUGAAUGGAAUUCGAGGGAAAAUGAUUUCAAUUCCCUCGAAUUCAUACGUUUGGUUGGACUUAGAGGAGGGAAAAAGAUUCUUAAAUGAAAUAAAUUUUCCACCAUACAGAGGAAAAAAACCCCCACCACUAUCACUGGCCACAACCACCACCGCUGCCACCACCGCCACCACCACCACCACCGCUGCCACCACAACCACUACCACCGCCGUCGUUGCCACCAUUGCCACCGACCACCACUACCACCGCCAUGGCCACCACUCACCACCACCGUCGCUGCCGCCACCACCACUACCACCGCCGUCGUUGCCACCACCGCCGCCACUGCCACCGACCACCACUACCACUGCGAUGACCACCACUCACCACCACCGUUGCAGCCACCACCACCCACCACCACCACCGUCACCGCCACCCACAGCUACUGCAUGCGAUGCCACCACCAUUACCAUCAUCUUCGUUACCACUGUCGCCGCCGCCUCCGACCACCACCACCACCACCCACUCACCACCACCGCCACCACUACCACUAUAAGCACCCACCACCACUAA